This is a messenger RNA of Galendromus occidentalis (western predatory mite), 6844 nucleotides long. It is a transcript of the gene Dlg5, whose product is annotated as MAGUK family member discs large 5. Gene Ontology annotation, molecular function: protein binding. NCBI's taxonomy places the organism in Eukaryota, Metazoa, Arthropoda, Arachnida, Mesostigmata, Phytoseiidae. The record is from RefSeq and is a predicted model, not a curated record. Gene Ontology annotation, cellular component: plasma membrane. The coding region runs from base 1 to 6216 and encodes 2071 amino acids. Gene Ontology annotation, biological process: negative regulation of hippo signaling. The transcript is spliced from 22 exons.
AUGGCUUGGCCUAUAGACACGGGCAGGAGUCCCUUCUCGAAUACUACACUAGUGGGAGUCUGCCAAGAGUUCGUCCCUCAUACCAUAAUGCAAAGCCUUCCCGAUGGACGCAUAGAAGCGUACGGGAGAAUCACUUCAAUCAUCACCAACGCUACGUGGGCCAUGGGCAUACAGCUCCGCAUAAUCGAAACAUCCGACGGGAACUAUGGCUCCGCCACUCCUGAUGGCCGCCUUUUCGGAGCUCUCCUGGAUCUUAAAGAAGGGAGAGCCGAUCUGUCUGUGGCAACGAUGCCGCGUCAAUCCUUAUACGACGAAUUCUUCGAGAAAUCGAUUGACUUUGAAGCGUUACGACUCAUAAUGACUUCUGGAACGAGACAAGUCCUCAAGAAAUCCUCCACGUCUGUCAUCAGCGAAGAGCUCUUGACUGAGAUUUUCCCCCUGUUGGCGAUGUUCGCGUUUGUGAGCAUCGCUUUGAGCUCACUUUUCAACUCCAUGAUCAACGGAGGCUCGCCCGCAUCCUACGUGGAUCUGUUCUUCAUGUUUUACUAUCCGAGUUUCUUUUGCGAAACGAGCCACGCACAGACAUCGACCAACCACCGGAUAACUUUCUCCGCGAAAAUUCUCUUCGGGUUCUGGCUUUUGGGCAUGUUCGUGAUCACCGUCUUCAUCCAGAGCACUCUGAAGUCUAGUUUCGUCAUCCUGGUAGAAACCGAAAGGAUCCGAAACAACAGAGACGUACUCGAUCGUCCGGAGUUGCUACCGAUGAUGCAUAACGACAUGCGAUAUUUCCUAACGAUCAUGAGCGUUGAGUUCGCUGAUGAGAUUCUCGCCCAAUGGGAGCGACUCAAACCUGAGAGUUCGGUCCCUCUGAAAGAAUACUAUUCACUCGAGACGAUUGAAAAGAUGACGACUCGGCGUGGAGUUCUCUACUCCGACGAAUUCGGCGCCCUCUACGAGUUGCCAAAACUAUGCCCGAAGAUAAAGGGUUCUUACCUCUAUCAAUCAUCUGGUCUGGCGGAAAUCCACAACAGCCUGUACUUCAGACCUGGGAUCAAUUCGACAUUAGUUCGAGAGAUUAAUAAGAGAUGCCGCUGGCUACAAGAGGCUGAUAUCCCCUGGCUCCCGCGUUUCCUCUUGGAUCCAUCGAAUUCGCCGUGUUUCGUGCAGCCUCUCGUCGGAGCAUCGUUGAGCGCAGGAGAUCGCAGCGGGUCUAGCGAGACCCUUAAUCAAUCCGAAUCAAGUCUUGUGUCCGAACCAGAGCAGCACCACAAGGAUGCUUUGUAUUCCCGUCGUCAACCGAUCAACCCAGAAAGCCUCACCCCAUUGCUUGGGGGCCCAAGCAGUCAGUGGUCGUUGAGCAAUUCUUUGCAACGGAGGUCGACUACCGAGUCCCUCCAAGAUGUUCCCUGUGAUUACUACCAUCCACCGCCACCUCCCCCUCCUCCACAUAAACAUCUGCCUUCGCUAGAAGCCGGAAUGGAUGAAGGCGAGGCCGCACUUCGUCUGAAGUGCAAAGCACUCAAAAAUGAGUACGACACGCUGCACAAGUGCUAUGCAGAUCUCGUUGUGGUUCAUUCGAGCCAUGUGUCGAAAAUGGAGGUCACUCAGGAAGAACUGUCCAGGCUGAAGAAACAAUUGGAGGAAGCGAAACACGAACGGGAUAACGCGAUCAGGGAUCGCAACGGCCUGCAACAACAAUGCUCCGCCGCUAUCUCCCAGUGGUACAACACUCUCAGCGAGAGGAACGAAGCUCGCGAAACGCUGAAUAGAGUCCAGCAGCAACGAGACGAAGCCCUAAAGGAAAUCAACAACGCUUUGACAAUUCGCAUCAAAACCAGCAAAGAUCUCACAAAACUGACCGAGGAGAGGAAUGCCGCCCUCCAGGAAUAUUCGCUUAUUAUGGGCGAACGGGAUAACGUUCACAAGGAGAUGGAGAGGUUCCAGGAGGAACUCGCUCAGAAGAACAGCGAAUUGUCAACGAGCGACAACAAGAUCAAAAGUUUGCAGGACGAGAACGAGAGCCUCAAAAGGGAAAUCGCCUCAGCGUUGCAGGAAAGAGACCGCGCCUUCAAAGAAUGUAACCAGCUCCGGGAGUGUUCGCCACUGCAGAAACAGCACGAGCAGGACUCACAGGCCUUCAAGGAUCGAAUUGAAGCCUUGCAGAAGGAGGUUGCCAAGCUCAAAAACGAAUUGACCGAAGCGCAACAGGAAGCCGAAGUGAGCAAACGAAGACGCGAUUGGGCGUUCAGUGAGCGUGACAAGAUUGUCCUCGAGAGGGAGAGCAUUCGCGCACUUUGUGACCGUCUCCGCAAAGAACGAGAUGAACGGGUAUCCGACUUGGCGGAAGCUCUCAGGGAUUCCGAUGACGCAAAGAAACAAGCCAGCAGGGAACUCAACGAAUUGCGUCAAUUGCAACUGGGCGUAGCUCUGAGCAAAGACUCAGCCAUCGAUAUCAUGGAGGAGUUCGAAACCACGACCAAAGUGAAGUUGAAACUCGACGGCUCGGAGAACGGCGGAGGCUUCGAAACGUGUAAAAGCAACGAUACCCUCUGGGUCUCUCGGAUCGACGCUGGCAGUCCCGCCGAUGGUAAACUAUUGCUACAGGAUCAGAUCGUCAAAAUUAACGGAGCAAGCGUAUUCCAAAUGGGAGCGGCCGUAGCCCAGGAAAUGCUGCAGAAAGCCACAGACUUCCUCAGACUGGAGGUGAAGCGGAGAGCGAAUUCUCAGCACACGAAACAUUCCACGACUAGGAGAGGUUACUUCUUCUGCGAGCUGCAGGUCCCUGAAAAAGAAGCCCAUGGCUUGGUUCUCGAGGCCGGAGUGUACAUCGCGCAGAUCGUCCCGGGAACUCCGGGAGCUCAGAUUCUUCUGCCCGGGGACAGAAUUCUCAGCAUCGACGGCCAGGCGGUGGUCGACAUGCAACACGCACUCGAGAAACUCGACAAGCCCGGACGCUUCCAGUUGCAGGUGAGCAGGUUCGGCCUUUCGGCCAAAGACGACGCCAUGAAGGAGAGAACGACGCUCAAGAAAUUCAACUCGGCCAGCGUCCAGACCGACGAAAAGGUCGCGAAAUCCCUGGUGUCGCCCACUGAAAAGAAAUCCUCGAACACGCUACUCGACCGGGCGAAGAAUAAAAUAUUCGGCGAGAAGAAAGCCCGGCCUCUCUCGACAAUCCAGACGAGCAACGAUACCAAGGACGCUAUUUUCGAAUUGGAUUCGGUAAUAGAUCGUUUCUCGAAUGAGAGAAAGUCAACCAAAAGCCACAAGGGAUCAAGCAGCAGCAAGGAGAAUCAGAACCACGCGAACAGUGGAGGAACCUGGCCCAAGUACAGAGGCGCCCUGACCGAGGCUCAGAGCGGCAGCGGGAACGGCGGCAAUAGCGGCAACGGAGGCGACAAGCAGCUCAACAUCAACACGUUGCAGCCGACCCACCGUCAGAAGGAGCGCAAAUCCAUUCCAAAGCAGUUUUACCAUUCGAGCUCAGACUCCAGCCCGGGAAGCUCUCCCGUGAAAAUCGAAGCUUACGUUCCUCCGUCGUCAUCGGAUAUCUUGAACUUCAGCAGCUUGGUGCAGACGGCACCGAGUUCGCGCAAUCAUUCUCAGGAAGGAUACUAUAGCAUGACUACACCGAGACCGCAUUCGAAGCCCCUAUCCGUCAACGGAUCCUCCGGUCUUAUCACUGCUCAAACGUCGUCUAUGCAAGCGUCAGCGCGUCCGCGCUCUGCCCACUACACGGCUUCUCAAAUGGAUUACUUCCAACACUCGUCAGUCAAUUCAGCGAAGGAGUCCCCCUUCGAGAUGAUUUUACAGCCCCCCCUCUCUGCUCACACUUCGCAUACACAGGGUCCGCCUAUUCCACCCAUUCCCCACAAUCACAGCCAAAUAUAUCCGAAUUACUACACGACCGGCAGUAGUCACAGCUCGCGGCAUCCAAUGACGCAUAUUGGGCCGCCCUGUUGUCCUCCAUAUAUGUCUCGUAGCGGAGAUUCUUUCCUGAGCUCUGCCGGAGAGCCGUCGUCGGCGAAUAGUUUCGGCAAUGUCCCCACUGGAUACGGCAUCAAGGACAGCAGCAGCUACUCCGGCAACAGCUACACUCCGUCGCCUUGCCCAUCCACUCUGGCGCCCUACUCGAGUUACAGUCCGACCUACGGCAUGGAGUUUGCCCACUUCCUUCCUGCCGCAUAUCCCAGCCAUGCUGAAACUACCGCGCACGGAGCAGCUCUCAGCAGUCAUCAUAGCACGAUGUCCCAUCAUCAAACUGUGGACGGGGUGUCCAUUGUCGGCCUGGCCACGUUCCCCAAACGACAACAACGCAUCAGAAUCCCUUCAACACCGAGUGUGAGCUCGUCUGUGGGACGGGUAUCGAACGGCAGCAUAGACAGACCCGCUUCGCCAAUCCAACCCGCGUUGACCGUCGAGUUGAUUAACUCGUCGGGUGGCGACAUCGAGCUCAAUCCGCAAAAACGAAAGCCCAAAGCAGGCGAUACGAGACGGAUCACCAUCGACAAGAGCAGGGAGCCAUUGGGGAUCCAGAUCAAAGGAGAGACCGGUCAAAGCAUAUUCGUUUCUUCGGUAACGGAAAACUCCCUAGCUGAGGAGGCAGGCCUCCAGAUCGGUGAUCAACUGCUCGAAGUUUGCGGAAUCAACAUGCGUAACGCGACGUACCAACUCGCCGCGAACAUACUGAGACAGUGUCGAGACAGCAUGAUAUUGCUAGUGCAGUACAACCCGGAAAAGUAUCGUGAGGGUGGCAGCUCGAGUGAAAGUCCGCCAGAUACACCGCAUGCCUCGCCCAAAACGUAUCGUAGUAAGCGUCGUAGUCCCGCGACUUCGGCCGAAGCCCGCAGCCGUUCCAACGACGACCUCUCGAGCGGGACCUCAACGCUGACGCGUAGUCAAAAAGGUGCCUACCUGGCGGCUACGUUACAGGCGAAAAAGAAAACGGCCGAACCACGCGUUGUAAUCCUCAACAAGCCACGAAGCAGUUCGAACCUCGGUAUAACGCUUUUGGGUGGGAACGCUGUUGGUAUAUUUGUGCAUUCAAUCGAGCCAGAUUCGCCCGCUUUUCUGGGACUGCGGUCAGGUGAUCAGAUUCUCGAGUACAAUGGAAUCGAUCUACGGAACUUCACCGCUGAAGACGCCGCCUCGGAGUUGGCGAAACCGACUGGCGAAAACGCGAAGCUGAAAAUGCUCGUUCAGGAGAAUUUAGAGAGGUACAUGGAGAUUCAGGAGUAUGGAAAUGGCGACGCGUUCUACGUCCGCGCUCUCUUUGACCGACCCGCUACCGACGGAUCGCUCCCCAUCAAGAAGGAUGAGGUUUUCUUCGUCGAUAAUACCAUGUACAAAGGAGUGAACGGUCUGUGGCGAGCAUGGCUAGUGGACCAUGAUGGCAGGAAGACCGAAUGCGGUUUCAUACCUUCGAAGUACAAGGCAGAAGAGGAGCUAUUGCUGAAACGCUCUCUACUCGACAUCGACGACGGAGGUCGACGUGGUUCAGCUCGGCGCAGUUUCUUCCGCAGGCGAUCGAAGAACGCAGGCACACGAGAGAUCGCCGCCUACUCUGAUGCAUCAAUUAACUCUUCAAGUUACUCCGAUUCGGCUUCAAUGCUCGCCGAUGACACUCUGCUCCCACCAGCAACCUAUAUCAGGGUGGAAAAGCUUUGCUACACAAGUUUUCGCCCAGUUAUCCUGAUCGGACCUCUGAAUGACGCGGUAAUGGACAAGCUAGAACAAGACUAUCCAGACAUGUUCCAGCGGUGCCUUGGGGAGGCCAUGAAAGGAACAAUUCAGAUGAUGCAGAAAGGAGUCAAUGAGCACAAAAUUUUGGAUUUCCAUACGAAAGGCUCUCAUUUCGAGUGCACUACCAUCAGUGCCAUUAGGGCCAUUUGUGAAAAGAGUCACGCAUUUUUAGACGUUAGCUUGAGUUUGGAUGUGAUCUUGGAGCGCUUGCGUAAUUGCCAAAUAUAUCCGAUUGUGAUCUUUAUCAAGUUCAAGACGUUGAAACAGAUUCGCGAGGUCAAGUACCUAAGCGAAAAGAUGACGAGCAAAGCAGCGAAGGAGAUGUACGAACACUCGCUUAAGAUCGAAGCUGAAUACAAACCUCUUAUCAACGCUAUGAUACAGGGGAACAACUUGACAUACAUGUGUACACAGGUCAAGACGUGCGUCGAGGAGCAACAGAACAAAACUGUCUGGAUUCCCUCGGUACAAUACUGAGCAACUAUGAGCGCGCAGCCGCGACGCCCAGGAUAUCGGACAUCCUGGCGAUGCGGAUUCCUUGCGUCUCAAUGAGAAUUCUAAGACGAGGUUGGAGAUUCUCGCACGACUCCGUCGCAGCUCAUGUGGCCGCGGCAGGCUAGCGCGUUGAACGAGGGAAAUAUGCACCCUCAAAUAGAAUCAGACGCUGACGCUCAGGCAAUUAUCAAGGUGGGGACGAUCCAGGAGUUGACCGACGAUAAGCCUUCGCGGUGGCCGAUCGUCGAUUAUAUAAUGUCUUCCCCAAGACCUCAGGAUUGUUUUUGGAUUGUUUUUUGGAAACGAGAUGAGCUGUCUGAGAUAAUAUCUGGAAUUGUUGCUACAGCCAUAUUAGCCCUAUCCGCUCAAGAAGGUGCAAGAAACAAGACAGGAGAGUCGGGACGUCGCAAAUAAGCAAACUUGUUCACUCAGGACUAGGAAGUCGAUCGAUAACGCGCAGCUGUAGCGCGAUAAUCGACGGACAUAACUUAAACGCGCAUUCUCAUGCAAUAGAUCGAUUCCGAAUGUUGCGAUCAAGCUUCAAUGUACAGAUGACUGCCGCGGUUUCGACGUUUCUUUUAAAAAUAUCUCACCAAGUUCGAAUAACUGA